Molecule: messenger RNA, 6698 nt
Organism: Amphiprion ocellaris (clown anemonefish)
Lineage: Eukaryota; Metazoa; Chordata; Actinopteri; Pomacentridae
Product: golgin subfamily A member 6-like protein 7
Exons: 1
Coding region: 533-1396 (287 amino acids)
Source: RefSeq, a predicted model, not a curated record
AUACAUAUACAGGGCUUAAAGUGAAAAACAAUCCUAAGCCUGAACUUUUUUGCUUUUGGAUGGGGUUCGGGGUACAAUCUAGCUAACUAAUGAGAAAUUAAGAUAUUUGCCUUUGCAAACUCAAACUGCAGAUUAUAGUAAUACCAAAAAAGGUCAGUAGGUGGUGGUAGGUACUACAUCUGACUACAACAUGGUGCAAAUAUAUUGUUUCACAACCAGUCAGUUAAAGACAUGGAAAAGGACAUUGAUUAAGUUUUUUACAAUAUGUGCCCCAUUUGCACUAUUUAUUCUGAAAUACAACAGUGAAUUGGUAGAACCACCCACUGCCAUCUAGAGCCAACUACAGCGAGGAAACCAGCAACCAGCUAAGAAACCACAGCGACAAAUCCACCAAACUCACCAAACCAACGAAAUCCCAAACUUCUUCCAGAACUUCAGUGUUCUUGAAGAAACCACAACAUCUACAACCACAACUACUACAGUUGUUACACUUUAUUUGUUGUCAACACCUCUGCUAAACAUUUUUGGUACCAUGGCUAACAGGUACAAUCCCAAGCACAGAGGAGGCACUACUUACUGUGGGCCAAACCAGCACUAUGACAACCCCGCAGGGCCCCGAAGCUCCCGUGGAGCCUCUCAGGAAGAAACCGACUACCUGAGAGAGCACAACCACAACAUGAGCAUUCGCAUCAAGGAGCUCAUCGCUGAGAACCAGCAGUACUCCUUUAAGAUGCUGAGCUCUAAGGCCAGGAUUGAGCACCUGCAGGAGAUUCUGCUGGAGAAAGAGAAGGAGCUACAGGACAAACGCCAGCAGAACGAGGAGAGAACCUCGGUCCUGGAAAUGCAGCUCAGAGAGCGCGAGCAGGCCGAAGAACCAGCCGAGAACACCAUCGAGUCCGAAGAACAACAGGACUUGGAGUUCUCCAUUGAGAAGAUGAAAACAUCCAUGAGCUGGGGAGACAUCAUGGACGACGUCGAUGAAAUGAAAGAGCAGCUGGAACUCAAAGACGGAGAGAUCCUGAGACUCAAAAAGGAGAACCGGAGUCUCUCUGCUGCUCUCAGAGCUGCCCAGAACAUGCAGAGGGAUGAGGACAAAUCUCUGGAGGACAACAAAGAGCUGCAAGAGCAGAAAAAGGUCCUCGACAAGGAAAGGAAGGCGGUGCGGAGAGACCUGAAAGAGCUUGAGCAAAAGACGAAAGAGCUGCAAGAGGAAAAGAUCUUUCUGGAGAAGCAGCAACAAGAAGUUCUGACAAACCAGAAAGAGCUGCAACAGAGGAGACAGAGAUCUGCAAGAAGAGAAGAUCUUUCUGGAGAAACAGCAAGAACAACUCCAGACCGACCAGACAGAGCUCGAGCAGAAGAGCAAACAUCUGAACGAGGAAAAGAUCUUUCUUGAAAAGCAGAAAAAAGAAGUCCUGAAAAACCUGAAAGCAGUUGAGCAGAAGGACAAAGGGCUGCAAGAAGGAAAGAUGUGUCUGGACAAGCAGAAAAAAGAGAUCCAGACAAGUAAGAGAGAGCUUGAGCAGGGCAGAAAAGAGCUGCAGAAUGAAAAAGAAGCAUCAGAGGAGAUGAAGAAAGAACUUCAAGCUGAGAAGAAAGAACUUGAAGAGACACGAAAAGUUCUGGAAGCUCAGAAUUUUGAAGUCAACAAAGAAGACAGAGGUGGAACAACAGCGAAAUAUUUUGGAAAAGAAACAGAAAGAACUGGAUGAGGUGAAAGAGAAAAUGAAAGAGGCUUAUGUGAAAAUGAAAGAGGAGAAGAAAAAAAUGAAAAAAGACAUGAAGAAACUAGAGAUGGAGGACAAGAGUGAGAUCCUGGAGCAACAGAGACUGGAAAUCCAGGAAAAGAUUGACAAACUGGAGAGUGAAAAGACAAAUCUAGAAGAGGAGAAUAAAGGCCUCCAAGACAAGAAUAAAGAAUUGGAGCAAGAAAAGACAGAAAUAGAGGUGAAGUAUGAACAUCUGCAGAGCGAGAACCAAGAACUGAAGCAGCAGAAAACAGAAACAGAAGACAGAAAUAAAGAGCUGCAAGAAGCCAAGAUGAAGCUGCAGCAAUAGAUUCAAGACCUGGAGGUGAAGCAGCAAGAAAACGAGCAGAAGAAGAAGAAGAAGAAGAAGGUGGGCUGCUGGAGCUGGAUGUUCAGGAAGGCCUGAGGUGGACUUCCUCAUGCUCCACUCCCCCUUUUCUCGCUCCUUCAACUCUCAUCCUUUCUGCCUCCACCUUCCCCAUCCUUCCUCCAUCUCAUCUUCACCUCUCCAUCCUCCCAUCAUCAUCCAAAAAAACUUUCCUCACCUCUUCAACUUCACCCCAUCUUCUCUCUACCUCACCCCCAUCACCCCUUUCCUCUAUCACCCCCUCUAUAAACCCACCCCCCCAAAAAAAAUCCCUCCAAAAAUAAAAAAACAAACUCAAAAAUAUUUCUUCAUGUUUCUGCAUAUUCACCAUGUUUUUCAUUACCUCAGUUUAAUUAACAGCGUUACUUUUUACUGUUCUAUUUUAGCUGUAUUUUAAUUCACUUAUUUUAUCUCAGUGAUGUGAAUUAAAGCUUAUUUGCAGAUAGACUCCUGUCUGCAAGUAAAAGAAUGUCAAUUCCCAGCAGCAACAUGAAAAAAAAAACACAUUAAUCCACCAUGUUUUCCUCAGAAAACUCUGACCUCAUGUAUUAUAUGUGACUUUAUCUACUGUAUAUGAUUACUAGCACCUGCUGCUAGGAAAAGUCUAAAUUUUCUCCUAAAUCUACAAGAGCAUUUUUACAGCAAAAAUGUAGAUUUGAAGUGGAAUUUAAGUUUCAGUUGAACAAGGUCUUCCCUUUUACUCUGCAUUUCUGUAACAUUUUUAUUCUCAUAAUUGAGAGAUUUUUAAAAAAAUAAUCAAAAUCGAUAAAGCAGAACCAGAGAUAUCAUCUUUUUUGUCCUACACAUCUUUCUUCCUUGUCAAAACUCGACGGCUAUAUUACCCACAAAGCAACACUUUGCACAAUAUGAUGUGCAAAAUGUGUAGUAUUUCAAUUUCAAGGGAAAUAUUUUCAUUACAUGCACAAUCUUUGACUUUCACAUACAACACGGCAUUAUAAUGUGCAGUAUCAGCAUGAGGCAACACAGCUAAUUUACAUUUUAUUUUGGUGAAAACAAUUACAUUUUUUUGUAAAACCAAGGCUCACAAUGUCACUGUUGCACUAUCAAUAUUCAGACACGUUCAAAACAAGUCAGACAGAAAGUUUUUAAGGGAAUAUAGGAGUUUGUAUCAAAAAAAAUAUCAGGAAUUUGAUGUGAACAAAAUAUUUUAGACAUUUUAAAUAAAAUAAACACACAGAUAUACAACAUCUGAGCAUUUAAUUUAGCAUCACAAAGCUCUGAUGUGAAGGUUUUCCAAAGUAAAAAAAAAUAUUUUGGAUGGUUUUGUCAGAGUUAUAUAAAAAUAGCUUUUUAAAGCAGUUUUUAAUUAUUGAUGCAGAUGCACUUCUUUACAGCCUUCCUGCUCGAUGAUACUCCUUACACCCAUAAAAUGUUCGUGCAUCCAUUUCCUAUGAGAAAUAGUAUACAGUGCAGCAAAAUAAACUGAUUAUGGAGAUAAGUGUGCAUCCCUGCACAUCUCCAUCUAUGGCAUGUUGUUGUACAAACAAAAGUGGUCCAACUGCACGAUCUGGCACUGAGGCAACAAGUUAAAAACUACCAUUUGAGUAUAAACAAAGAUAAAAAAGUGUGUUUGUUCAAUCAAAUAUGCUUCUUCACGUAUUCUAAACAACACAGAUAGUAUGUAUACAAAGUUAGUUACAUUUAAACAUAUUAAAAAGUGAAAUGUAUUUUACCUUCUGCUAGCAGUGUGUCGAAGCCGGCCAUGGUUCCAAAGGACUGUUUCACCCCCCGACCUAAGGUCAAACCCACGCCCACAUCAGAUUUAAUUGGUCACAGAUUUUUAAUGUGAUGUUUUACUUUUAAAAAAUUAAAGGAAAACCGGUGUUGUGGCCAAAAUAGUGCUUUUUUGGCCUGAAGGAAACAACAUGCCAUAGAAGGUUAAUCCUGUGCUGCCAUUAGUUCAAUAUUUAUCUACUGACUCACAUCAAUGCCUCAUAAUCUUUGUACAAAAGCAGGAAACCACACUUUAAGAUCCCACUAACCCUUCUUCCUUCUACCACUAGAGGGCAACAGUUCCAAAGAAAUCAAGUGAGAUUUCAAGGCUGAUUCACAGAGUGAAGCCUACACAAUUAAUGUUCAAGGAUUAAUGCAGUCAGUCUAAAACUAGUCCAAUUGUGAGAAAUUUAGUCUCAUUGGGAACUUUUCUGAAAAUUUUAAGUAGAAUCACAUCACUAGAAAACACACUCAGGAACUUACAGAGUAAAAGAAUGAUUCAUUUGGCAAAUACCUGAUGUUCAGUGUAGUUUCUGUGUUGGGUGGGUUCUUUUCUGCUGUCUGUUUUAAUUUAACUGAGCAUGCAGAAGGCAGCCUCAGGCCAGUGCUGCUAUCAGUCCACACCCAGCACACAUCAUUUAAUACUUUAAAGUUACCGGUUAGCAGCAGCUCUACUAUCUACAUGGAAACCAACACUUAUCAGCACUCAGGAAUCUGCUAUGUCAGAAAACUAACAUCUGACUGAACAGAGCCGAAAAUUGAAUGAAAAAUGGAUGUUUUUGUGCAGGUUAAUCAAAAAAUUAGGUGACAUCUCAUUGAUUAGCAGAAGAGUUGAUUGGAAAGAUUGGAAAAGAGUGAACUACAGUCCUGGUGAGGGUCACUCAGCUACCAUAGGGUGCCAAAAAUGUUUACGCAUUUCUCUCUUUUUAAUGUUUUAAAUCCAGAAUUUUGCCAAAACCACUGACUGUAUGUAAAGAUGAACUAACCAUCUGUGCUGUCACCCAUAUGUUUCCUGCAGAGUGGUUUUGAAGCUCAGUGUAGUGGCUCUUCAUCUUGGCAGUGCCUGAUUCUCCUCCCUCCUGGCUAAUCAAAAAAUGAGCAAAGACAUGGCGCAUGAGUGGAGCUGAGGUAAGCCAUACAAACUUCUCUAGACAUGGACUGUCAUGUGACGCCACCCACCUGUCACUCAAAGCAGCCAGUUGUGUAUGCAAUUUAAACAGGUGAGUAAAGGUUGGGUUAUACUUUCCACACGAACGAGCCGUGUGGAAAUGAGCUACACGGAAAUCCGGGCGAGAGAACGUGUGUGCAUUUAUACUCCGUGCGGCGUCUGCUUCCAAACUGCAGGGGGCAGUGUAUCGCAAACACACGUCUACCUGGUCUACUCUGGUACUAAACUAGAGUAGAAGAAGUUUGCCAUCGUUUACACCACUUACAACAUGGCAUUUUACCACACCAUGAGUUGUUCAUAACCCGGUUGUCGUGGUGAUCUCUGUGUGAUGAAUCGUAUAAGUGCGCCUAUUUCUAGACUUUAGCUAUGAAUAGGUCCUGGUCCUCUGCCAUGCUUUUCCGUGCGGCUCUGUCCGCGUAGUUAGAAAAAUGUGGAGGUGCACGAAAUGGAAAUUUUCCGCUUGAGAAGGGCCACUCCAGGGGACGUAGCUGCUAAAAUGAUGCAAUUUUUCCGCAUGGAGCUGCACGGACCUCGCGGAUGCGGAAAGCAUAAAGCAGGCUUUUACAGGCAAAUCCCUUCCCUGUACAGUUGUCAUGAUUGACAUUAGCUAUAGAGACCAAAACUAUUUUUUGUUCCAGCCUGUAAAGAUGUUUAUUUAUGCUGUAAAGUUAGACUUUUUAACAUGGGGGUCAAUGGGGAUUGACUCACUUUUGGAACCAGCCUCAAGUGGUUAUUUGAGGAACUGCAGUUUUUGGCACUUCAUUUUUGAGUCCAUGAAGUUGCUCCUUGGUUGUUAUACAGCAGCAUGACAGACUUUAAGAUGACAAUUUAAAGAAACAGUGGCACUACAUCAAAUCUGGGGGUUUUGAUGCAUCGAGACAAAUCAAAUUUAGGGGUUUGGGACAAUGAGUAGUUCGUGAUCGUGACUAACAACUGAUGACAUAUUGUGAUUUUCUAAUGCAGUCUCCAAUUUUGACAUAGCAGAAUUUUUGCAUAGCAGAAUUGCUGAAUUUUGUGGAAAUUGUGAGACAAUAACACAUUACAAAAACUGCAAAACAAAAACAAUAUUGGUGUUACCACAGAGGGAAAGAGUUUUGGAAAGUUUUGACAAAAUGGAAAGACCCAAAUUCGGCAUUCUAUCACUCUUCAUUGGCUUUUAGAUAAUGACAGUUCCAUAGGGUGAUUUUAGCAUUAUAACAGCUUAACAAUUUAAGCAUGCUUUUACAAAUGUUCCAAUUUUGAGAUCAUCCAACAAGUGCCGGACUGUGACAUUUUAGGGGAACUGCAGUACUUUUGGUGUUUCUGGUGCAGUUUGGUAUAUUUAGGGGGCUGAUAAUCAUCAAGAAUGUCAAAGUGAAUUUAAAUUGUGACAAACAUUUUGAGGGGAGAAUGUGAAGAUUUUUGAAGUUCUCCACCAGAAAUUAAGGUAUGGAAACUAUAACACAUUUGGACCUAUAAAAAUGCUGUCAAAUUUGGGGGAUAUUAUAAAUUGGAUUAUUACUAAGGAUACAUUUAGGAAAUACUGGCAUUUGGAGGUGGUAAAGUCAAACUGAGAAGAGAACUGCUCAGUCACAACAUCCUUUCUUUCUGUGUGACGCUGCACCGGUCGGCUAUUCGUAGAGUUUUGAGUCAUUUGUCAUAAAAUGUAGUUGUGGCAGCUGUUUGUGCUUUAUGAAUCCUG